AAGGAGAAGGGGAAUAUCAAGUGGAGUGGAGUGGAGAGGGUUAGGGUGCAAGAAAAAUGAGCGAGGGAGGUGGUGGGAAUGGUUCUUCGUCUUCGUCUUGGGGUUGGGGUUGGGGUGCGGGUGGGGGUGCGGAAGAAGAGGAAGCAGAAAGAGAGAAGCAGAAGGAGAAAGCACGGGUGAGCAGGACAUCUCUGAUCCUGUGGCACACCCACCAGAACGAUGCAUCCUCCGUCAGGAAGCUGCUUGAGGAAGAUCCCUCCCUCGUCAACGCCAGGGAUUACGACAACCGCACCCCUCUCCACGUCGCCUCUCUCCACGGAUGGAUUGACGUCGCCAAGUGCCUUCUCGACUACAAAGCCGACGUCAAUUCCCAAGAUCGAUGGAGGAACACCCCUCUAGCUGAUGCGGAAGGAGCUAAGAAACAUGACAUGAUUGAACUCUUACAGUCGAAUGGUGGCUUGUCCUUUGGACAAAACGGAAGCCAUUUUGAACCAAAACCAGUUGCACCUCCUCUCCCAAAAAAAUGUGAUUGGGAAAUUGAUCCCUCAGAAUUGGAUUUCUCAACCUCAACUAUUAUUGGAAAGGGAUCUUUUGGUGAAAUUUUGAAAGCCUGUUGGCGUGGAACUCCUGUUGCUGUUAAACGGAUUUUACCAUCACUUUCAGAUGAUAGAUUGGUGACCCAGGAUUUUAGACAUGAGGUGAAUUUACUAGUGAAGCUACGCCACCCUAAUAUUGUUCAGUUCCUUGGUGCAGUCACAGAAAGGAAACCUCUGAUGUUAGUCACUGAGUAUCUUCGAGGGGGCGAUCUCCAUCAGCAUCUCAAAGAGAAAGGCCCACUUAGUCCAUCAACGUCAAUCAACUUUGCUUUGGAUAUAGCUAGGGGAAUGGCUUAUCUCCACAAUGAACCCAAUGUUAUAAUUCACAGGGAUUUGAAACCAAGGAAUGUCCUGUUAGUUAAUUCCAGUGCAGACCAUUUGAAGGUUGGAGACUUUGGGUUAAGCAAGCUCAUCAAAGUUCAGAAUUCUCAUGAUGUAUACAAGAUGACUGGAGAGACUGGAAGCUAUCGGUAUAUGGCUCCUGAAGUUUUCAAGCAUCGGAAGUAUGAUAAGAAAGUGGACGUAUUCUCAUUUGCAAUGAUCGUAUAUGAGAUGCUUGAAGGGGAUCCCCCUUUUGCAAACUAUGAACCUUAUGAGGCUGCCAAGUAUGUAUCGGAAGGACGCCGGCCACUUUUCCGUGCCAAAGGAUAUAUCACUGAGCUAAGAGAGUUGACAGAGAAGUGCUGGGCAGCCGACAUGAACCAGAGGCCGUCAUUUCUUGAAAUCCUUAAGCAGCUUGAAAAGAUUAAGGACAAUUUGGCUUCGGAGCAACAUCCCUGGAAUAUCUUCACGCCUUAGAUGAUCUUUGAUUUGAUUUUUUUUCUUUUUUUGGAAAAUGUGUUGUAUAAUUAGAAUUGGUUUGUAUAGUUUCCCAUUGACAUGCUGAAAGAACAGGUAGUUUAUGAAGAAAGCCAAUUUAUGAUCAUGGAGAAGGCCUAUACUUAAUGAUUUUUUUGGGAAGUGAAGAA
Molecule: messenger RNA, 1564 nt
Organism: Amborella trichopoda
Lineage: Eukaryota; Viridiplantae; Streptophyta; Magnoliopsida; Amborellales; Amborellaceae
Gene: VIK
Product: VH1-interacting kinase
Biological process (GO): protein phosphorylation
Molecular function (GO): protein serine/threonine kinase activity; protein binding; ATP binding
Source: RefSeq, a predicted model, not a curated record